AUGACCCGGGGGAAUGCACUGACAGGGAAGAACCCCAGGGUCUACCUCGAUGUUGCCAUCGGCAAUCGCACAGGUGGACGAGUCAUCAUCGAGCUCUUUGCUGAUGUGACGCCGCGGACAGCCGAGAACUUCCGUGCGCUCUGCACGGGUGAGUAUGGCUUGGGCCGCACGACGCGGAAGAAGCUGUGCUACGAAGGAUGCCAGUUCUUUCGAUCCGCUAAGAACUUCAUGAUCCAAUCUGGAGACUUUCAGUUCAACAACGGUGAUGGAGGCGAGAGCAUAUACGGCGGCACCUUCAACGACGAGGAUUUCGCCAGACGCCACACGCAGGCCGGGGUAGUCAGCAUGGCCAACAAGGGUCGAAACAGCAACGGGUCCCAGUUCUUCAUUACUCUCAAGCGAAGCGUGCAGCUUGACAACAAGCACGUCGCAUUUGGACAGGUGGUGGAGGGCAUGGACGUCAUCCGUGCUAUUUCGGCAGUUCCCACUGAUCGCGAUGAGCGACCCAGGGUGCCUGUCACCAUUGUUGGCUGCGGGGAGGUCGCUGAAACUGGAUAG
Molecule: messenger RNA, 558 nt
Organism: Symbiodinium pilosum
Lineage: Eukaryota; Dinophyceae; Suessiales; Symbiodiniaceae
Source: the annotation of a GenBank genome assembly